Messenger RNA from Notolabrus celidotus (New Zealand spotty), 2420 nucleotides. RefSeq names its product zinc finger protein 750 (gene znf750). Gene Ontology annotation, molecular function: RNA polymerase II cis-regulatory region sequence-specific DNA binding; promoter-specific chromatin binding; DNA-binding transcription activator activity, RNA polymerase II-specific. Gene Ontology annotation, biological process: epidermis development; positive regulation of transcription by RNA polymerase II. The record is from RefSeq and is a predicted model, not a curated record. Gene Ontology annotation, cellular component: nucleus. NCBI's taxonomy places the organism in Eukaryota, Metazoa, Chordata, Actinopteri, Labriformes, Labridae.
UGCUGUUGGGCCUGAAGCCCCACCCACUAGUAAGACAACACCUCAGAAAAAGGAACUCACCACACAACUAACCAAAUAAGCACACUAAUGCAACAUCACACACUAACUGACACACUCUGAACUUUGAGCAGUUGGUGGAGCGGGCGUCCUGACCUGAUACUAAGGCUGGCUGUGGACUGUGGGUCAGGCUUAGGAGAGGAUACUGCUGCUGGAGGCCAGAACAGAAAAUCUGCAUCAUUCAUUUCAAGAUGGAAGCUGUUCAGGAACGCAAGCCCAAAAGGCCACACUACAUUCCUCGACCGCCAGGCAAGCCCUUCACGUACCAGUGUUUCCAGUGUCCUUUCCCCUGCAAUGAAAAGUCCCAUUCUCUUCAACACAUGAUCCACUUGUGUAAAAACUCCAUCUCCCUCAUGUCACAGAAAACUGGCACAGCAGCCCGACAAGUCAAAGCUGUGGCAAAAGGGGUCCCUUUAAAAUCAAGGGAAAGUCCAAGCCCCCCGCCUGCAGUACAAAACGACAGCCCUGAGGAACAGAGAGACGAGGAGGACAAACGACGAGAGCAGAGAGGACACUGAGAAGUAGAUGUGGGCGUGACAGUCCACUCCUUAAAGGACGGCCAGAGUGAGACAAAAUCAAAUACAGUGACAGAGGAGAGAGAACAAGGAGAGCUGACGGCCAAGUCUCUGCCGCGCCCAUCUGCCUUCUCGCCUGUCACACCCAAAAAUGACUGCGCAGAAGCCUUCAAGCCUUCUGUGCAGCAGUCAGCAGAGGAGUCGCAAGCUCCUGUGGCUGCUUUUAACCACCCAGGCUUCCCGUGGGGCACGAUGUCACCAUCUAUUCCCUUAAAACCAUACCCCCCUCCCAUGGUUCCUGAAUACUCUCCUUACCUCCUCCCUGACCGUCCACUCUAUCCACCAUACUACCUUUCAGGAAACCCCAGCGUCAGCGAGUCUAACUCUCCCUCUUUCCGGCCACAGUUCUUGGAUCCUCAGAGGCCUGUUGUGCCACAACCCAUCGCUCCACCUCACCUCUUUCCCCCGUACCCAUACAGAUACUGCCACCCUCUCAAUGCAGGCCCCCCUCUACAUUACACCCUGUACAGACCCCAUGAGCUCUCCAUGCCCAUCACAGGACCCAGGUAUCUUCCUUUGGACAUUUAUGGCCUCACAAUGGGGCCUAAGGAAUAUGACUUUUACAUGCAUUCACAUCCCAGUCACAACAGCCUCAACACAUCCACACAAGAGGAGGGCACCCACGGGCAGAGUGGGGAGAAGGAAACCAGGCUAAGUCCUAAAGAGGGCUGUUCUGCCUUAGGGUCCCCUGACAGACCAAGUCAUGCACACUUAAUACAGAGAGACACAGAGGCUGCCCAAUACACCAACAUUGGUGUGUCACAGACAUCCACCCAACUAGGACACACAGCUAAUGCUGUGCAACCCACCGAAUCUGACGAGAGACGAGAGGAGUCUGCAGAAAGCUUGCUGCAGUUAAGAAACAUGCAUGUGGAUGGAGGAUCAGAUGAGAACAGCAAGUUUUCUCCUACGUCUGUAUCCGAGCCGUGUCCAGAGACAACAUCAGAAAAGGAAACCGAGGCCAACAGAGAAGAUCUGAUGCCCCUUAAUCUUUCGAUUAGAAGCCAGGAGAGAGACAGCCUUCCCUCUGACCACAGACAGAGCUGCAUUGACAUGGAAGAAUCAAAGACAAUUGAUUUGCCCCUAAACCUCAGCCUGCAAGCUUCUUCCGACAGCCCUGCACACAGGCCUGCCCUGGGCACUUCAGACGCUCUUCAGCAGGGGUCAGACGCCGAGGAGGAGGACGAGACGUGUGACCAGAGGCAGACCGCUGCACUUGCCCUCUGUCAGCUAGCCAUUGCGAGCUCUGCUGCCUCUUCACGCGACUUCAGCACCACUGAUGUGCCAUCAGAGACUGAAAAGCCGGACCCUCCGAAGAAGAGGACCAAACAGAAGUCUAAAGCAACGGGCGUGAAGAGGGCGAACAGUGGCCCGGUUGACAGCAACUGCCACAAACCAAAGAAGAGAGUUAACGCAGCACAGCGGGCUCUCAGGAGGAGGCCUCGCUGCUGCUAACAGCUAAACCCAGACUGUUUGAAUAUUCUGUAACAAGGACAGAUCCUAUCUAACCUUCACUGCUACAAGCCUGAACUUGAAGCCUGAAGAUGAACUUGUUGAUAAUUAAUGCAAAAGUUUUAAUUAAGCACUGAAAAUCAAAACAGGACAAAUGUGAUGAUAUGAUAUCUACUGUAUAGCACUGCCAGAAAACUAUUACACAGACUUGUUGUCACUGGAUGGUGCUCUUUAUGUACUGUUCUCACACUUGAUUUGAAAAAGGUGAAACUUCUGUUUGGGUUCUUAAUAUUUAAAGCUGGACCUUUUUUUGUAAGGUAAAAACGUUACAUCAGA